Drosophila busckii is the source of this 1279-nucleotide messenger RNA. Its product is annotated as carboxypeptidase B. The coding region runs from base 8 to 1279 and encodes 423 amino acids. Gene Ontology annotation, biological process: proteolysis. Gene Ontology annotation, molecular function: metallocarboxypeptidase activity; zinc ion binding. NCBI's taxonomy places the organism in Eukaryota, Metazoa, Arthropoda, Insecta, Diptera, Drosophilidae. The transcript is spliced from 2 exons. The record is from RefSeq and is a predicted model, not a curated record.
CGUACAGAUGACAAGCUUACGCUUCAUAAUAUUGCUGCUACAGCUGUGGACUGUUUGCGCUUGGGAGGAUUACAAGGAUUAUAAGGUGCUGGAGCUGCAGCCACGUGACCUGGCUCAACAGCAACUGUUGCUAAAUCUCGACCGCGAGCAGCCACAAUGGGAUUAUCUAGGUGGCAGAAGAAGUGCAACAGACACAAGCAGACGUGUGCUGGUGGCGCCACAGCAGCUGCAACAGCUGCAGCAACAAUUGCAGCUGCAUGGCAUAGAAUAUAAAGUGUUGCUGGAGGAUUUAGCGCCACAUGUGCGUGCACAGCGCGCAGAGAAUCUGAGCAGCAAGGCCAAGCAGCGUACACACAGAAUCGAUGUCUUUGCUGCAUUUUAUAAUCAUAGCGAGAUCAAUGCUUAUAUGGAAAGCUUGGUGCAGCUUUAUCCCAAGCGCGUGCAGCUGAAAACCUUCGGCUGGAGCUAUGAGCAGCGAGCGCUUAAGAUUUUAACCAUUAGCAAUGGUGAUGGCAGACGCAAUAAGCCUGUAAUCUUUAUAGAUGCCACCAUACAUGCUAGAGAAUGGAUUGCACCCUCCUUUGCGCUUUAUAUAAUACAACAGCUGCUGGAGCAGGCGGAGAAUGCAGAUCUUUUGCUUAACUACGACUGGGUUAUCAUGCCUGUGGUAAAUGCUGAUGGCUAUGAGUUCACCCAUUCGGAUUCACGCUUUUGGCGCAAGACGCGCAAACCUACGCCAAUUGAGGAACAUAUCGGCACAGAUAUCAAUCGUAAUUUUGGUUAUAAAUGGGGUGACGAUGCGGGUUCCUCUGGUGAUCCCGCUGAGGAGAUUUACCGCGGUGAGCAACCCUUUGAUCAGCCCGAAACUCAAGUACUACGCGACGCUUUGCUGCACUACAAAGAUCGCUUGGCUUUCUAUCUAUCGCUGCAUUCCUAUGGCAACUAUCUUCUAUUGCCCUGGGGGCAUACCAGCUCAUUUCCCGACAACUAUUUUUAUAUGAUGGAGAUUGCCGACGCGGGCGCUAUGGCCAUAAUUCAAUCCACAAAUGGCAUUUAUAGCUAUGGCAGCGGCUAUCAUCUUAUGUACCCCACAUCGGGUGAUUCCAAUGAUUUCGCUGUCGCUCUAGCCAAUGCUACUGUUGCCAUUACAAUGGAGUUGCCUGCUGGUGGUUUUCUUGGAUUCGAUCCUUGGGUUACACACAUUGAGGGCAUCGUUACUGAAAGUUGGGUGGGUGUGCGUGCUAUGGCUUUGGAGGUGAUAAGUCGCGGUUAUCAAUAA